Molecule: messenger RNA, 640 nt
Organism: Oryza brachyantha (malo sina)
Lineage: Eukaryota; Viridiplantae; Streptophyta; Magnoliopsida; Poales; Poaceae
Product: DNA-binding protein S1FA2
Exons: 3
Coding region: 204-446 (80 amino acids)
Biological process (GO): regulation of DNA-templated transcription
Cellular component (GO): nucleus
Molecular function (GO): DNA binding
Source: RefSeq, a predicted model, not a curated record
AAUUCAUAACUCAUAAAGACGGGCAGGAGGACACGGAUUUGACGAACGAGGACGAGCACGAGCAGCGGCCGUGACACAGCAGAUCACGCGAGCUUGUCGCCAAGGCCAAGGGGAGAAGGGAAGUGAAGAAAAAAAAUCUCGCGAGGGCGAGGUUAGAGAGAUUAGCGGCUGGUGUUUUUGGUCCGGGCAUCCUUGUCGCCGCUAUGGCGGAUCAGUUCACGGACUCAGCGAACAAUGUAAUCAUCGAGGAGGUCAACAAGGGCCUCAACCCUGGAACGAUAGUCCUGCUUGUGGUUGCAACACUCCUGCUUCUUUUCUUUGUUGGAAACUAUGCUCUCUACAUGUAUGCUCAGAAGACGCUUCCUCCUCGGAAGAAGAAGCCGGUCUCCAAGAAGAAGCUGAAGAGGGAAAAGCUGAAGCAGGGAGUUUCUGCACCCGGAGAGUGAAGAGAACCAGAGAUUCAUCAGUUUACCCAAUGUAACUGAUUUUAUUCUGAGCUUCUUUUGCAUGAUAAGAAUUAUCAGCUGGAGCGGCAGUAUUUACAGUAACUAUGUUAUGUAGAAGCUUUGUCUCAAGCUGUUUACAUUUGUAUUAGACGCCUUAUUUGAGCAAGCAGUUGAACCUAAAGUUCUUUUUUUUU